This is a messenger RNA of Telopea speciosissima, 1795 nucleotides long. RefSeq lists its product as uncharacterized. The record is from RefSeq and is a predicted model, not a curated record. The transcript is spliced from 6 exons. Gene Ontology annotation, cellular component: cytoplasm. NCBI's taxonomy places the organism in Eukaryota, Viridiplantae, Streptophyta, Magnoliopsida, Proteales, Proteaceae. Gene Ontology annotation, molecular function: mRNA binding. The coding region runs from base 27 to 1736 and encodes 569 amino acids.
CAGUAGGACAGUGCUAUUAUUGUCAAAUGCAUCGGCUCGUCCCCAAUGUUCAUGGAGCUCUUCUUCGCUUUCUCAGAAAUCAAUUCAAAAUUCCCACUCCUUUCUCCUCUAUUUCGCCUUUUCACUCUUCUGAUGAAGCCGUCGGUUUUUAUCCAAAACUGGAUUUCAUAUUCAAAGAGGUUGAAGAGAUUCAAUCACUAAAGCCCACAACAGAAACGAAAGGGGACACUCGGAGUAAACAAGAGAGUUCCGAACUUCCACAGAUUGAAAGCAAGGUCCAGAUUUCACACCCAUGGCCAGAAUGGAUGGAUCUCAUGGAACGCCUCUUAAAGACGGGCUACUUCAGAGACAAGGAAGACCCUUUUGAGCGUGGCGAAAUGGGUAUCGAGAAUUCGAAUAAAAUCCGAACUGCGUGCCUUAACUUUGCCCGUGAUCGACUUGAUCUCAUAAAUCUCCUUGUCAUCAAGACCUUCAAUAGUUAUCAUGUUUCAUUUGCCUUUUCUGGCAGGUACUUAUCUAGGAAGGACAUCCGGGUGGUUGUGGGAUCUGGUUGCCCAAGCAUAGACAGGAAAGUGGUCAACUCUGGAAAGCGUUUAAGAUCACUAGUGGGUGUCGAUGAAGGAAAUGUUUGCAGCUCCUGCACCUUGAGGGGAAGCUGUGAGAGGGCAUAUGUGAAAGCCCGAGAGAAUGAACGUGGUCGGACUGUUGAUGUCAUGCGCAUCUUAAUAACCUAUGGUCUUGAUCCUGUUACUGGUUCAGUGGAGAACAAGUCAUGCCUAAACAAAAGGAUUAAAGAGUCAGUUAGGAAGCUGCUGACUGAAAUGGUGGAGCUUAGCAUCAGCCUGGAAUCUGAUCCUGUUAAGGGCACCUCCUCCCUGAUACUGGAACACUCAAGUCAGCAACAAAAAGGCCAAAUUAAUGUUCCAAUGAAGCAGGGCGAUUGGGUUUGCCCAAAAUGCAAUUUCCUGAACUUUGCCAAAAACAUAAAGUGUUUGCGGUGUGAUGGGCUAUUCCAAGAAAAACUAAUGAAACUCAGAGAGGAUCUGGAUCAUCUUCCGAUGAAGAAAGGGGACUGGUUAUGUGACAAAUGUAACUUCUUAAACUUUGCCAAAAAUACAAAGUGUUUACAAUGUAAAGAGAAGCCUACAAAUCGACAGCUCAAUCCAGGGGAGUGGGAAUGCGAGUCAUGCAAUUAUGUCAAUUUUAAAAAGAACAUGGCAUGCUUGAGAUGCAAUUUUAAACGGCCAAAGGCAUCAAAAUACCCAGAAUUUUCUGCUCAGAAUCAACAUGAAGAUGGAAGCUUUCCCCAGGCUCACGGUAUGAAGUUUGUUAGAGAUGAUGAUGAAGCCCAUGAUCAACCUUCUAUCAAAUACAAGAGACAACACCAAAAGGAUGGAACAAAUUUCUGGAGAUGUGUGGAGGAUGAUCUGCAUCAAGUUGAUGGGUCAAACACAUGGAACCAAUUCGAGUUUCAAGAUUUUCCCGUUGUGGGAGGUAAGAGUCCUCUCUCCCAGAACCCACAAGAGAGUCAGAGAUGGAAAGAGGAAAUGGCAAUGAGGAGCCUAUAUAUUUUAAGGCAGAGGGAAAAUAUUGAUGAUCUUAGUUCUGGUAGCUUUAAAAGAAGGUUAGAGUUACUGGAGUCUACAGAUGAUGAGGAAAUAGUUGGGUGGUUUGGACAGGAGAAAAGGAUCGAAACAGGUAAGUAUAAAUGUGAACCUGAGAUAUGUAGACAAUGAUUAAAGAUGAAUAUAUUUGUUGGUUACUUGGUUGUAACUUACAAUAAGUUAUUUGCUAU